Messenger RNA from Brassica napus (rape), 979 nucleotides. RefSeq names its product mitochondrial import inner membrane translocase subunit TIM17-2. NCBI's taxonomy places the organism in Eukaryota, Viridiplantae, Streptophyta, Magnoliopsida, Brassicales, Brassicaceae. The transcript has 2 exons. Gene Ontology annotation, molecular function: transmembrane protein transporter activity. The record is from RefSeq and is a predicted model, not a curated record. Gene Ontology annotation, biological process: protein import into mitochondrial matrix. Gene Ontology annotation, cellular component: mitochondrial inner membrane; TIM23 mitochondrial import inner membrane translocase complex. The coding region runs from base 173 to 838 and encodes 221 amino acids.
CGACCGCCUCUGAACCAAGUUUUUCUUGUGGGCCAACCCUAAUAAUAAUAAUAAAAAAAAGGCCUUGUCGCAGUUUCUUCUUCGCUCUCCGUCGCGCUUCAUUCUUCCUCUCUCUCAAACUCGCCCAUCCUCUAUCGAUUCCGAUUUCGAUUUCCCAGGUUUUUUUCAUUAGAUGGGAACUCCGGAGUCAUCACGAGAGCCGUGCCCUGACCGUAUCCUCGACGACAUCGGCGGUGCCUUUGGUAUGGGAGCUGUUGGAGGCUCCGCCUUUCACUUCCUCAAGGGCACAUACAACUCCCCCAAAGGCAGUCGCUUUCUCGGCGGCAAACAAGCUGUGGCCAUGAACGCUCCUCGUUUGGGAGGGAGUUUCGCCGUCUGGGGAGGUCUCUUCUCGACGUUUGAUUGCUCAAUGGUGUACCUUAGGCAGAAGGAGGAUCCGUGGAACUCGAUUAUUGCAGGCGCUGCCACCGGUGGGUUUCUGUCUAUGCGACAGGGCCCUAACGCGGCUGUGAGGUCUGCGCUUGUUGGUGGGGUUCUGUUGGCUUUGAUUGAAGGAGCGGGGAUAGCGUUGAACAAGAUGAUGGCUGAGCCUCAGCAUAUGCAGAUGGAGGAGGGGAUGGCCGGGAUGCCGGGGAUGCCUGGGAUGCAGAUGGGGCAGGGGCAGCAGCAGCAGCAGCAGCAGAUGAUACCACCACCGGAGAAUACUGCUUCAUCGUCAUGGUUUGGAGGUCUUUUUGGUAAGAAGAACGAGGAGCCGCAGCAAACGAGCAGCGGAAGUGAAACCAAGGUGUUGGAGAGUUUUGAUGCGCCUCCUGUGCCAUCAUUUGAGUACAAGUAAAGCUGGUCUGUUGGUUGAUGCUCUUCAACAAGUCUGUUAUAUUUCUGUGUCGCUUGUCUCUCUUAAAGUUAUGUCUGACAACUAUUGUUGGCUUUUAAAUAAUUUAGUUUUAGAUUUUUCGUAAUGAAUAAGCUUCAAUGA